Messenger RNA from Geodia barretti, 561 nucleotides. NCBI's taxonomy places the organism in Eukaryota, Metazoa, Porifera, Demospongiae, Tetractinellida, Geodiidae. The record is from the annotation of a GenBank genome assembly.
AUGGAGCUUUGGAUAGUGCCCAUAGAGCCCGCUCACGUGGCUUUUACCGAGAUGCUUGAGUCGCACUUUCGGGAUACGGCGCCCAACGUAGCCGAGGAGAACGUGCAGGCGCGGAUACGAGGCAAUAUCCUGAUGACCGUAUCCAACAAAUUCGGCUGGAUUGUGCUGACCACCGGCAACAAGAGCGAAAUGGCCAUGGGGUAUGCAACGUUGUACGGCGACAUGGCCGGAGGAUUCGCCGUUCUGAAGGACGUGCCCAAGACACUGGUCUACGAGUUGUGCGAGUGGCGCAACCGGAACGGGGAGCCGCGCCCGGUCAUCCCCCAGGCCAUCAUCGACAAGCCGCCCAGCGCCGAGUUGAAGGAUGACCAGCUUGACCAGGAUACGUUGCCGCUCUACGAGGUGCUGGACCCGGUGGUGAAGGCAUACGUGGAGGAAGAGUAUGGCUAUCAGGACAUGGUGGACAUGGGAUUCGACCCCCAAGUGGUGCGGCAGGUAAUCCAGUUUGUUGACCGCAAUGCGAGUACAAGCGCCGCCAAGCCCCGCCGGGGGUCAAGAUAA